Molecule: messenger RNA, 1365 nt
Organism: Pteronotus mesoamericanus
Lineage: Eukaryota; Metazoa; Chordata; Mammalia; Chiroptera; Mormoopidae
Gene: GCNT4
Product: glucosaminyl (N-acetyl) transferase 4
Exons: 1
Coding region: 1-1365 (454 amino acids)
Cellular component (GO): membrane
Molecular function (GO): acetylglucosaminyltransferase activity
Source: RefSeq, a predicted model, not a curated record
AUGAAGAUAUUCAGAUGUUGUUUUAAAUACCUCCUACAGCAGAAAGUUUUCAUCCUGUUUUUAACCCUGUGGCUGCUCUCCUUGUUGAAGCUUCUAAAUGUAGGAAGACUCCUCUUCCCUCAGAGAGGCAUUUACCUGGUCGAGUACUCGCUAAGCACCUCCCCCUUUGUGAAGAACAGAUACACCCACGUGAAAGGUGAAGUCAGGUAUGAAGUCAACUGUUCGGGUAUCUAUGAACAGGAGCCUUUGGAAAUUGGCAAGACUCUGGAAAUAAGAAGAAGAGACAUCAUCGACUUGGAAGAUGAAGAUGUUGUGGCAAUGACCAGUGAUUGUGAUGUUUAUCAGACCCUGAGAAGAUACCAUCAAAAGCUUGUUUCAAGGGAGGAGAAAAGCUUCCCAAUAGCCUAUUCUUUGGUUGUUCAUAAAGAUGCAAUUAUGGUUGAAAGGCUGAUCCAUGCUAUAUACAACCAGCACAAUAUUUACUGCAUCCAUUAUGACCUGAAGUCACCUGACACCUUCAAGGUUGCCAUGAAUAAUUUAGCUAAGUGCUUCUCCAAUAUUUUCAUUGCUUCCAAAUUAGAGACUGUGCAAUAUGCCCAUAUUUCCAGACUCCAAGCUGAUUUAAAUUGUUUGUCAGACCUUCUCAAGUCUUCAGUUCAAUGGAAAUAUGUUAUCAACCUGUGUGGGCAAGACUUCCCUUUGAAGUCAAACUUUGAAUUAGUGUCAGAGCUGAAGAGACUCAAUGGAGCAAAUAUGUUGGAGACAGUGAAACCCCCAAGCAGUAAAAUGGAAAGAUUCACUUAUCACCAUGAACUCAGACAGAUGCCUUACGAAUAUGUGAGGCUACCAGUGAGGACAAACAUCUCGAAAGAAGUCCCCCCUCAUAACAUUGAGAUAUUUGUCGGCAGUGCUUAUUUUGUUUUAAGUCGAGCAUUUGUUAAGUUUAUUUUCAACAGCUCCCUCGUUAAAGACUUUUUUGCCUGGUCUGAAGAUACAUACUCACCUGAUGAGCAUUUUUGGGCUACGUUAAUUCGGGUACCAGGAAUACCUGGGGAGAUUUCUCGGUCAGCCCAGGAUGUGUCUGACCUACAGAGUAAGACUCGCCUUGUCAAAUGGAAUUAUCACGAAGGCCUUUUCUAUCCCAGUUGUACGGGUUCUCACCUCCGAAGUGUGUGUAUCUUUGGAGCAGCAGAAUUAAGGUGGCUUAUCAAAGAUGGACAUUGGUUUGCUAAUAAAUUUGAUUCUAAGGUAGACCCUGUCUUGAUUAAAUGCUUGGCAGAAAAACUUGAAGAACAACAGAGAGAGUGGAUCGCAUUGUCUUCAGCAAAGUUAUUUAUGGAUAAAAAUCCCACAAUCACAACAUGA